Osmerus eperlanus (European smelt) is the source of this 1391-nucleotide messenger RNA. Its product is annotated as nuclear factor 7, brain-like. NCBI's taxonomy places the organism in Eukaryota, Metazoa, Chordata, Actinopteri, Osmeriformes, Osmeridae. Gene Ontology annotation, biological process: protein ubiquitination. The transcript is spliced from 7 exons. Gene Ontology annotation, molecular function: ubiquitin protein ligase activity; protein binding; zinc ion binding. Gene Ontology annotation, cellular component: cytoplasm. The record is from RefSeq and is a predicted model, not a curated record. The coding region runs from base 1 to 1239 and encodes 412 amino acids.
AUGGCAAAAAAAGUAUUCUGGCAACAGAAGGGAUCCCAGGAGUGCCCAGUGUGUAGGGGGGAGUCUUCAACAGAGAAUCCACCAUGUAACCGGGUGCUGAAGGACCUGUGUGAGGCCUUCCAACAGGAGAGAGCAAGGUCUGAUGUGCUCUGCAGUCUGCACAGUGAGAAACUCAAACUCUUCUGUCAGGAGGAUAAACAGCCCAUCUGCCUGGUGUGUCAGACUUCUAAAAAACAUAAAGGACACGACUGCUGCCCCAUAGAGGAAGCUGCUGUGGAUCAUCGGGAGCAACUCAAGAUUCACUCAACAUCAGGGCACAUUAAGAACCAGGCCCAGCAGACAGAGGUGCAGAUUAAGAAGGAGUUUGAGAAGCUUCAUCAGUUUCUACAUGAUGAAGAGAAGGUCAGGAUAGCUGCACUGAGGGAGGAAGAGGAGCUGAAGAGUCAGUUGAUGAAGGAGAACAUUGAGGAGAUGAGCAGAGACCUUCAAUCCCUCUUAGACACCAUCAGAGCCAUAGAGGAGGAACUGAAAACUGAUGACAUCUCAUUCCUGCAGAGCUUUAUGGAUAGCAUGAACAUACCCAAGGUGACACUGCCAGAUCCAGAGAUGGUUUCAGGAGCACUGAUAGACGUGGCAAAACACCUGAGCAACCUGCCGUUCAGAGUCUGGGAGAAGAUGAAGGAGAUGGUUCAUUACACUCCAGUGAUUCUGGACCCCAACACUGCAAACUGUCAUCUCACCCUCUCAGAGGAUCUGACCAGUGUGGCCUACAGUGACAAGACACAGCAGCUUCCUAACAACCCAGAGAGAGAGCAGAUAUGUCCUGUUGUUCUGGGCUCUGAAGGCUUUGACUCAGGGACACACAGCUGGGAAGUUGAGGUUGGAGAGAGUACGUCGUGGGUCCUGGGUGUGGUUAAAGAGUCUGUGCAGAGAAAGGGAGACCUUGGAUUUUGGGAAGGAUCCUGGAAUGUUUGGUGUAAUGAAAAUAUAUAUAAGAUACGUACCCCACUAGAGUCAUGGACUGCCUUCACAGUGAAGCAGAGACCACAGAAGAUCAGGGUACAGCUUGACUGGGAUGGAGGGAAGCUGUCAUUCACUGACCCUGAUACUGACACACACCUGCACACCUUCACACACACCUUCACUGAGAGAGUAUUUCCAUACAUUUAUAAUCUUGACAAAGACCAUUCUCUGAAGGUGUUGCCAGUAAACGUGUCUGUAAGUAUAGGCUCUGUCUAAACAUGCUAUAAAUAGUGUCCUUCACUAUUCAGAAGCACACUCCUGCUGCAAAUACACCUUCCCCUCAUGAAUUCAAGAAUUAAUAAAAUGGGAUGGACAAUGGCUAUAGUGUUUUCUGUGUUUAAAAAUCUUGUUUCAAUAAACAUAGUCUU